AUGUCAACUGUUCGUCAAACUAUGACUGAACUAAGAGAUAACUAUGAAAAAGCUCAACGAAAAUUGGAAACAGCUGAUGCCAAUUUAAAAAAAUUUCAUACACGAUCUGAUCGUUUAACAUUAGCAAAUUUUGAUGAACGUUUACGUGAAUUAGAAGAUAUUCGUUGUGAAUAUGAACAAUCUCGAACAUUAUCACGUGAUAUACAUGCAACUGAAACAUAUAAAAUAGCUAAAAAUCAAUUUUAUAAUAAUAUAUCUCGAUAUUUAUCAUCAAAAAUGCCUAAAAUUGAACAAAGAUUAGAAAAUGAUGAUUUAAUUCCAUUAUUUGGUUAUGAUCUUAUAAAACAUUGUUCAAAAAGAAAAGAUACAUUAAUUGCUUAUCCAAUUAAAAUAUGCAUUCGUCUAUUAGAAAAUAGUUUAAAUGAAGAAGGUCUUUUUCGUAUUGCACUAUCACAAGGAAAACAAAAAAAAACAUUGUUGCUGAACUUAAUUUACAAACAAUUGAUAGGGGAACAACAUUAA
Molecule: messenger RNA, 522 nt
Organism: Rotaria sordida
Lineage: Eukaryota; Metazoa; Rotifera; Eurotatoria; Philodinida; Philodinidae
Source: the annotation of a GenBank genome assembly